AUGAAGGCGAACAAGUUCCUCUUUGUGAACUCGACUGGUUCGGUUUCUGAGGAUGUCAAGGAGCGAGAACGCGCCCGGACACAGGCUAGAUCUCACGCGGCUUUGGCCUCACAUGCUCUAUCUCGUCAUCAACACGAGGCCCUAGCCAAUAGCGCUCUGAAAUAUGAUGGGAAGGAAAAUUCUCCACCGAGUGAGACCUCACCGCGGUCCUCGACGACAUCCUCGCCUGAACCGACCCCCAAACCUCUGAAUAUCAAAUUCAGGCUUAAUGUGCCAGGUAGGAAGAAGGCGAAGCCGUCAGUAAAAUUCGUCUCCAAGAAAAAUGGCGAAUCCGACCAAAAAGAUUCGCCACGGGCCAGACCGCAGCUGCCCUCGGUCAGCGUAUUGAGGCCUAUCAACAAAAGCAGCUUAGAUCCUUUUGUUCGUCCAGCGACUGAGCUAUCGGUGCCAGACCAGAAUUUAUUGCAUUUAUACCUGACAAAGAUGCCACAAGACACGUACGGGACGACGACAGCGGGUCCCAUUGCGAAAUCGCUCCAUGAGGGCAGUAUGGUAGGAGUGGAACGGUUCGAGAUCAAUCUUCUCUGGUGCCUCAUGGGCAUGGAGACUACACUCACGAGCUUCCAACCGACAAAUUCGGCAAGACAGCUCUCGAUCUUGUCGCGCCGGAGUAAAAUCUAUCAGCUGAUGAGGGCUGAAAUGAACGGGCUGAAACCUGGUGCAGAUGUAGUGAAGAUGGAUAAUUUCAUGCUCAUCAUUUCCAUGGCAGCGACAAUCGAAAAGCGAAUGGGAAACACCCACCAGGCAGACCUGCACACCAAGGCGCUCAAGGAUUUCCUACUCAUGAAGGGUGGAAUCACUGCCAUUAAAAACAUGGUCUAUCCGCAAAACCUGAUGAUUGUGAAUGCCCUGAUCGAAAUCGGUCUGCAAGGACUAUACGACUCUCGCGAAUAUCUCUUGAGAAGACUGGUGACCAUCAUGGAGAGGCUCCGACAGCUGCAGGAGUGGAACCACACGCUGCGAGAGCGUCAAAGAGCCCGAGCACCCUCCAACGCGAUGCGUACCGGACGAGAGUUUCUCGGCGACCAGGACCUUCCGGGUCUCGACUACCUCGACCGCCGCACACGCGCGUUCCACAAACCCGCUUUGUUCGAGUACAUUGAACUCCCGCUUGGCAAGCCCACGCCCGAAGAAUACAAAUUCUACCUUUCGAUGCUCUUCGCCAUCAACAGCGCCAUGUACGCGUUCCGCCACAGCGAGAGCACGAGCAGCACGUAUCUGCGCGUGCUGAUCGAAUGCACCGAGUCGAGCAACGAGUCGAGCAACUUCAUCCUGCAGUGUUUCGGCGCCAAGCUGCCGUGUCUGCUGCUCCUGAUCAUGCUGGCCCACUAUGCUGCGGACUCGGAGGGGCGCGACGAGUUUACCAAAGCCGUCUUCGACGUCGAGGAGGUCUACGAGUUCGUCGAGCUCAUGAUGAUGGCGAGCCCUGAUUCGAGAGACGUGGUUCUCAAGAUCAUGUGGUCUUGGCUGGCGAGCCCGGAUGCUGAUGGUGUCGGCGCCCUCAGCUCCGCCAAGUUUGAUAUCAUGGCCGAUGAAAUCGAAGAUCGCUGGCUUGCUGAUCAGAUCCAACUUCCAUCGAGGCGGGUAGGGAGUUGA
Molecule: messenger RNA, 1656 nt
Organism: Exophiala bonariae
Lineage: Eukaryota; Fungi; Ascomycota; Eurotiomycetes; Chaetothyriales; Herpotrichiellaceae
Exons: 3
Coding region: 1-1656 (551 amino acids)
Source: RefSeq, a predicted model, not a curated record